Entelurus aequoreus (snake pipefish) is the source of this 3446-nucleotide messenger RNA. RefSeq names its product C-type lectin domain family 4 member G-like. Gene Ontology annotation, molecular function: signaling receptor activity. The record is from RefSeq and is a predicted model, not a curated record. Lineage: Eukaryota; Metazoa; Chordata; Actinopteri; Syngnathiformes; Syngnathidae. The coding region runs from base 226 to 1578 and encodes 450 amino acids. The transcript has 7 exons.
UGUUGUGAAAUAAUGAGCUUCUGAAAUCAAGCUGCUUUAUUUCUCACGAUGUCAAGUGCAGAAUAGUUUGACUCUAACUCAGACUUUUACCAAGAACUGCUCUGCACAAUAUAUAUUAUAUAUACACUGUACUUCUACUGCUUUUGCUUUGGCUGUUAAGAAAACAACUUUUAUAUCAUCAUAUCUACAAGGACUGGAAACAUCAGUGUUUCUACAGCGACAACAAUGGACAUUGAGGAAGACAACACAGGAUACAAGCGUCUUUUAAUGAAUGGCACCAAGCUUCCAUUUUCAGUCUAUGCAUUGAAAAACAGUCCUUUCAAGAUUGCGACGCUCUGCUUUGGUGUGCUGUGUGCUGCCCUGGUGAUUGGGCUCAUAGGUCAAGCAGCCUAUUACAAGGGAGUCGGUAGAAACACUCAGGAGAAGCUAGAAGCCACGAAAGUGGAAAAAGACAACUUACAAGAGAACCUGAAGAGUGUACAGAACGAGAAGAAGAACAUGGUCGCCAAUCAUGAGCAGGUGCAAAAAAACUUGGACUACAUGUCGAAAAUGAAAACCAAAAUGGAAACCAACAACAACCUACUGACUGCUGAAACCAACCAGCUGAAAGAGAGUAAAAGCCAGUUGCAGGCCAGCAACACUGCUCUAAACAACGAGCUGGAGCAGCUAAAGACCAGCAAGGAGCAGCUGCAGACUAAUAACAACGCCUUGUCUACAGGCAAUGACUUACUGCAGCAAAAGUAUGAUUCAGUGGUCAAGAGCAAAAUGAGCCUACAGGCCAACUGUGACACGGUGACCAAAGAGAGGGACCUUUUGCAGAACAAAUUCAAUAACGCCACACGGUCCAAAGAGAAGCUGCAAAUGAGUUACAACAGCCUGAUAAUUGAUAUUGAACACCUGCAGCAGCGGUACAACUCCUCCUCCAGUGAGAAAGACGACAUCGCCAGCAGUCACCGAAAUGUGACAUUGGAAAAAGACAACUUGCAGGCCGCGUACUUGACACUCAGCAAAGCCGCAGACAAGCUGCUCGCCUCCUACAAUUCCACCAUUGAAGAGAAACGAGGACUUGAAAACUCGUUGAAAGAUGCGUCAAAGGAGAGAGACCAGCAGAAGACCGUCAUCACCAACCUGACUGCUGAGGUAGAACAGCUGAGGGCUACCAUCACCGAACUGAACACAACUAAAGUUAAAACCUGUCCAAGUGGCUGGAAGAAGUUUGAGACAAACUGCUAUUAUAGUUCUACUUUUACCAAGAAGACAUGGUACCUAAGCAGAAGCUACUGUCAAGGAAAAGGAGCUGACCUGGUAAUCAUAAACAGCAAAGACGAAAUGGAGUUUGUUAAUGGUAUGUUUACAAACAACAAGGAGGUCUGGAUUGGACUGAAUGAUCAGGGUGUGGAGGGCCAGUGGAAGUGGGUGGAUGGGACCACUCUGACCACAUCGUAUUGGGCUGAUAGCCAGCCCAACAGUUACAAUGGAGACCAAGACUGUGUGGAGUUUUGGCACCGCUCAUCAGGAAAGGCCGAAUGGAACGAUGAAAAAUGUAGCUCACAGAGAAACUGGGUGUGUGAGAAGUAGUCCAUAUAUUUACAAUUUGAGUGAACCAUUUGUAAAGCUUAUAUCUGAAGAGUACAGGUGGUCCUCGGUCUACGAAAAAUUCCGUUCCUACGUCAUGUGACAUAAGUUGAAUUUUGGAAUAUGCCAGAACGCACAAUUUAAAUAAAAAAGCGCAGACUCAGGCCAUAUUUCCCAAUAUAACGUUUUGAAAAAUUGUUUUAAUCAUGAAUCCAGUUGGUGAUUCGGAUCAACCCAAAAACUCGAUGACUUGUUCCUUAUUUCACUUAUAUGACAUCACAUCAAGAGGCAGGGAUAUAUCAAGUUAUCUGGAGACUAGAGGCCUUUUAUCGUGGCCCAUUGGCCACGCUAACAUCAGUAACAAGUCAGAAUGUAAAUGCUUCGCUUUCUCGCAAAUGAUAGCCACGGAAAUGCUAACUAGUGAUUCAAACAAGCAAAUUACAAAACCAGGGAAGUCGGCACGUUGUGUAAAUCGUAAAUAAAAACAGAAUACCAUGAUUUGCAAAUCCUUUUCCUCUUAUAAUCAAUUGAAUAUACUGCAAAGACAAGAUAUUUAAUGUUCAAACUGAGAAACAUUUUUUUUUUUUCAAAUAAUCAUUAACCUAGAAUUUAAUGGCAGCAACACGUUGCAAAAAAGUUGGCACAGGGGUAUUUUUACCACUGUGUUACAUGGCCUUUCCUUUUAACAACACUCAGUAAACGUUUGGGAACUGAGGAGACCGGUUUUUGAAGCUUUUAAGGUGGAAUUCUUUCCCAUUCUUGCUUGAUGUACAGCUUAAGUUGUUCAACAGUCCGGGGUCUCUGUUGUGGUAUUUUACGCUUCAUAAUGCGCCUCACAUUUUCAAUGGAAGACAGGUCUGGACUACAGGCAGGCCAGUCUAGUAACCGCACUCUUUUACUAUGAAGCCAUGCUGUUGUAACAAGUGGCUUGGCAUUGUCUUGCUGAAAUAAGCAGGGGCGUCCAUGAUAACGUUGCUUGGAUGGCAACAUAUGUUGCUCCAAAACCUGUAUGUACCUUUCAGCAUCAAUGGUGCCUUCACAGAUGUGUAAGUCACCCAUGUCUUGGGCACUAAUACAUCCCAUACCAUCACAGAUGCCAACUUUUGAACUUUGCGCCUAUAACAAUCCGGAUGGUUAUUUUCCUCUUUGGUCCAGAGGACACGACGUCCACAGUUUCCAAAAACAAUUUCAAAUGUGGACUCGUCAGACCACAGAACACUUUUCCACUUUGCAUCAGUCCAUCUUAGAUGAGCUCGGGCCCAGCGAAGCCGGCCGUGUUUCUGGGUGUUGUUGAUAAAUGGCUUUCGCUUUGCAUAGUAGAGUUAAAACGUGCACUUAUUUGGAACAUCCCACAGGUGAAAAGGCUAAUUGGGAACAAGUGGGUGCCAUGAUUGGGUAUUAAAGCAGUCAUUCACAAACAAGAAUGGGGCGAGGGUCACCACUUUGUGAACAAAUGUGUGAGCACAUUGUCGAACAGUUUAAGAACAACAUUUCUCAACGAGCUAUUGCAAAAAAUUUAGGGAUUUCACCAUCUACGGUCCGUAAUAUCAUCAAAAGGUUCAGAGAAUCUGGAGAAAUCGCUGCACGUAAGCGAUGAUAUUACGGACCUUUAAUACCUCAGGCGGUACUGCAUCAAAAAGGAUCACUUUAGAAAUCUACUGUCAGUAACCACAGUUCAUCGCUACAUCUGUGUCCCUAAAUUCUUUGCAAUAGCUCGUUGAGAAAUGUUGAUUUUAAACUGUUUAGAUAGGAUAUGGACAGCAAGUAGUGGACAUAGAGAGUGAGAGAGAGAGAGAGAGAGAGAGAGAGAGAGAGAGAGAGAGAGAGAGAGAGAGAGAGAGAGAGAGAGAGAUCAGAAGGCAUAAGAAAAA